Trichoplusia ni (cabbage looper) is the source of this 4781-nucleotide messenger RNA. It is a transcript of the gene Usp16-45, whose product is annotated as ubiquitin carboxyl-terminal hydrolase 16. The transcript has 7 exons. Gene Ontology annotation, molecular function: zinc ion binding; cysteine-type deubiquitinase activity. The record is from RefSeq and is a predicted model, not a curated record. Gene Ontology annotation, biological process: protein deubiquitination. Lineage: Eukaryota; Metazoa; Arthropoda; Insecta; Lepidoptera; Noctuidae. Bases 189 to 3152 code for a protein of 987 amino acids.
UGUGUUACGGUGCCUUUAUUUUUUCUUUUGUUAUAUUGGUAACAUUGUUGGGAAAGAUGGUUGACGGUGGUACACUUUUCUGACAAAAUUUUGGAAAAAAUAAUCUUUUUGUUAUUCUAGAAGUUCUAAACAUAGUUUUUUUGCCGUCGUAUGUAACUGUAAGUAGGCGGUUACAUUGAGACGUGACAAUGGUUAAGAAAAAGAGACAGAGCGAUCCUGGUGAGAACGGCGACGAAUCUACUGAAUCUUGUGAUGAGAACGUGAAGUCCGCAUGUCCUCAUGUAGCUAAAGCUGUUGAUCUCACUCAGCUGAAGAAGGCGCUAAAGACGGGAGGUUUCCUGAAGGAAUGCUCUGAAUGUAAGAAGUCCUUAAAGAACGAGGUCUCUGACCCCGACUAUGAGGAAGAUCUUUCGCUAUGGAUGUGUUUGCGCUGUGGCAGUCAGCUGUGUGGCCGGACACGUAACAAACACGCUCUAAACCACUUCAAGACCCCUCGCUCCGACUGCCAUGCACUCACAGCCAACACAACAACUUGGGACAUAUACUGUUACAACUGUAACAAUGAAGUUACAGCUUCAAGUGCUAAAAAACUUCAUGAAUGUGUUGAGUAUCUUAAGAAACAAGCAGUUACGGGUGGGAAUGCUAAAUCACUCCCAGCUAUUGAACUGCCUUAUGAUGAGGACUCCAAAACUGACUUACCAGCUGUAGAAACUAUAAUUAAGAUAGACCCAUUAUCAAAAGGGAAAGACAAAGUCAUGCACAGUCUACCAAGGGUAAGGGGAUUAACAAAUCUAGGAAACACUUGCUUCUUUAAUUCAGUAAUGCAGUGUCUUGUGCAGACACCUUACUUGUUGCAAGUUCUUCAAGAGAUGGCCAACCCUGGAGAGAGGUUUAUGUUACCCGGUGGCAAAUUAAAGCUGAAUGGUGAUGGUGAGGAGAGCAAGGAGGUUGACUUGCCGCCUAUAGCUGGCCAACUGGCUGAGUGGGGCACUCUAACUCGGACAUUGGCUGAGACUUUAAGUGAGCUGCAAGCAGGUGAAGGUGGAGUGUAUACGCCGAGGAAGUUGCUUUCGGCGUUAGUGAACAAACUGCCGCAGUUCGGCGGAGGCGAUCAGCACGAUGCGCACGAACUGCUCAGGCAUCUACUGGAGGCUGUGAGGUCAGAGGACCUGCGGCGUUACCAACUGGUGAUCCUGAACAGCCUCGGCAUGAGCUCCAAGGUCGAACCUUCGAAGGUCGACGGGGAGGUCAAGCAGAAGGUCAAGUUCUAUGGACAGCAGGCCUCUGAUACUAUGCUGAGACCAGAACAGGUGUUCCGCGGCUUCUUAGUGUCCACCUUGGAAUGCCAGGAGUGCCUGCACCAGUCUGACCGCGCGGAGUACUUCCUGGACCUGUCGCUCCCGGUGGCCGCCAGCCGCCCGCAGCCGCCCGCCGUGGUCCGCAGGAAAACGCCCAACGAAGAGAAUAUGUACAAUACGCAAGAGGAGAACAAACCUUCCAAACAUCAGUUGAAGAAGGAGCGGAUAGCAGCUCGCAAGGCUGCCAGAAAAAAUAAAGGUAAUUCGACGUCGAAAGACGAGCCUUCCGGCGACGCGAACGGCACGAAGACAGACGGAAAGUCGUCGUCGGAGCAGUCGGACGCGGACGUGGAGGACAACCUGGAGGAACUGCCGCGCCAGCCCGACACGCACACCGUGUCCGUGGGCACGCAGGCCAUCGCGCACACCGCCGCCAACUUCGCGGCCUACCACAUGGAGUCCGGCUACAACUCCGAGAAGGUCAUCAGCUCCGACUCCAUCCGCACCAGCCCCGUGGACCUGGACAAGGAGAAGGCCGACAACACGCCCGAGCACACCGACAAGGACAAGGUCGAGUUCGCGGACAGCUCCACCUCCACCACCGCGAUACCGCUGGAGUAUAAACCCCUCAUAUCGCUAGAGAACCUGUCCAACCCCGACUCGGGAGUGGCGAGCCCAGAGGCUACUAAACACAAUUCGACUGAAACCGUCGACAAUGUCGAUUCUCCCACUAACGGCAAGGAACUGGGCAGUCAUAGCUCCCUUUCAAGCGAAAUUAACCUGGACCUGUCGAGUCCGCAACACAAUAAAAUGUCUCCCGUCAAAACGGAGUUUGAAAGACCAGUGUCAAGAAUAUCUUUUGUACCGGAAUACACUAAUGAAGUCGUCUCACGGGGCAUCAGCGUUCAGGGAUGUCGAAGUCUGCUCGAACACAGUGGUGAGAGCAGUUAUGAGUCCUUACCGGAGAGUAAGACUUUGAACGAUUUGAAUAAUCAUUUGGAUAAGCUUAAUCUGUAUAUGGAUGAUUCCAAGACUAAGAAGCCAGCGUUGCCUUCCCCCGUGACUGUGGAAGCUCCUGUAGACCCCCCGCCGCCCGCGCCUAAACCUAAAGUUAAUAACAUAGAGGCUGAGAAGAGCCAGCGAGACUUCAUGCCCUACUCGCGGCAGAGUCCGCUCUCCCCUCGCUACGUCUGCGAUGAGGACGAGUGUAGUAUCCAGUCGUGUCUCAGCCAGUUCACCGCCCUAGAACUGCUCACGGGAAACAAUAAAGUAGGUUGUGAAACGUGCACGGAAAGAAUUAACGGUAAAGACGGCAAGACCGUGUACACGAACGCCACGAAGCGGUUCCUGGUGUCGAGUCCGCCGGCCAUCCUGAUCCUGCACCUGAAGCGGUUCCAGAUCGGGCCGCGCUGCAUGUUCCGCAAGAUGUCGAAGCACGUGGACUUCCCCACGGUGCUGGACCUGGCGCCCUUCUGCGCCAUGGACAAGGUGCGCAAGCUGGGCAACGUGGGCGGCGCGCAGACGGCGCUGCUGUACUCGCUGUACGGCGUGGUGGAGCACUCGGGCGGCAUGCACGGCGGGCACUACGUGGCCUACGUCAAGGUGCGCGCCGGCGUGCGGCCGGGCGAGCCGCGCUGGUGGUUCGUGCCGCCCGCCGGCGCGCCGCCCGCCGCGGGCGACGCCGCCUCCGACUCCGAGCUGUCGGGCUACGAGUCGGGCGAGGGCCCGCCGCCGCCCGCGCCGCCGCCGCCCGGCCGCUGGUACUACGUGUCCGACAGCAUGGUGUCCGAGGUCAGCGAGGAGAAGGUGCUGCGCGCGCAGGCCUACCUGCUGUUCUACGAGCGCAUCCUGUGAGCUGCGAACUGAAUACUUUACUUUGUUAAUGAAUUGUUUAUGUAUGAUAUUGUCUCGUCUCUUGUCGCUGGUUGUGAGACGCCUCCGCGCGGUCUGCCGCCACGGUUGUUUAGUUUACGCAUUGUCACAGUAUAAUCUUGUUACCAUGGGUGCUAAACAUAUAACCCGACCUAGAUGUAAGAUAAUAGCGGAACAUUGUUUUACAACCAGCGGUAUCUCGACACAUCCUAAGCUUGUUAUAACGAACCAAUAGUUUUAUAUGACGAACUUGAGAAUACACGUUACUGUCCACAGCCUAAUCUGUGCUCUCAUUAAAUUAUGAUUUUAAUAGCAUUUGAUUUUUUAAACUAUAGCUAUAGUAUAAAUCGUCACUUGUCCUAACGAUGCGAUGUAUUCGAAUCGAUUUUGUGGCGUAUUUUUCACAUAAAAUAUAGAUCAUAAUCACCGCGAAAGAUUACUUCGUAAAUGUAACGGAAUUGACAGUGCAUGCGAUACAAGGGCACUUUACAUUAUACGUCACAGUGGUGCAUAGUUUCUAAUAUGUCAAUGUAAUUGAUAAUUAUGUUACGUUGAUAAAAAACGAAUAUUUAAAUUCAUCUCAUUAAGAUUAAAUGUUUCACCCGAAUGUACGUAACUCGACGAUUGUUUUAAUGUAUUUAUUGUUUCUGAUUUACGCGAAUAUCACUUACUGAAAUGAGACUAUUCCGAUACUAUCACGGUUUAUUAUUUUAUGUUCCGGAACUUCGAACCUAUUACUUAAUAAACUAUCAUUCUUUAUUAUUUAUUAUUCGAUCUACGCAUCAAAAGUUCUUGGGUUUGUCUGACUGGCAAAAUAAAAACCGGGGUAGAAUAAUUUUCAUUUAACUAUUUAUUUCGAGUUCUUUAUUUCGUAUUUGCCGAUGUCGGGGGUACCACGCGCGAGUCAUAGUGUCUUGCGACUACUGAGGGUAGGUCAAAAUACCCGCCCUUACCUCGUCUCACUCCCAAAGGGAAUGUCUUCCAACUAGGUGUCAAAUGUACACACACAACAUUAAUAUCGGCUAGCAAAUGUUUUAACCGCAUUCGAUAAUCGCUUUUAACGAAUUAGAUAAGUUAUUUAUUAAACAAUGUGAAUUUUGGACUCCAUCAUCCUAGUUUUAAAGUGUUUCUUUUUUAAUAAAUUCAACAACAAUAUGUAUGGAUAAUCUCAUAAGAUGUAUAUUUUAACUUUUAUCCUUGCGAUUAUAUUUAAUGUUAUCCAAAUAAUCUUUUAAUUCAUGAAAUGUACUGAAUGGGGUGAUUGGUGAUUCUUUUAUCGAGUUUAUGAAUAAUUGGCUGAAAAUAGUGACUAGUUAUAGUAUAUGCGCACCCUAGUCGGUACAUUUGUAUAUAAUGGGAUAUAACAAUAUGCAAUUCUAGAUCUCUGUGUGAUCUCGCGUUUGUUGGAUCAUUCUAACCUCGAUUUAUACCACUUACGGUGCCAUUUUUACAUAAAAAUGGGAUCAAAUCCAACGCGGACGCGCCCCUAUACAUUAUUGUUCAGAAAUACAAUUAUCACUAUUUGUUAUGUUAACGACACUUAUUUUAAAGUGUUCAUGAAAAUUUCAACAAAAUGAGUUCAAUCAUUUGAUUAAAUUUGGGAGUAAGCAA